GGAUUUGAAAAGGAAAACUUAAGGACAUCAUAUUUUCCAAAAUUUACAAAACAAAGAGUGAUUAACAAAUUGUAGUCCCUUCUCUUCGAAGCCCAUCCCACCCUUGUACGCAUCAUGCCAAAUAUCUCAGUGACCACCCCCGCCUCCCUGAUGGCCGCCGCCACCUGGUCAGCCAUGGUGGCCCAAAAACCCAAUGUCUCCGAUAUGGCAUAUCACAGCUAUAACCACACAACGUUGAUGCACCACGAACCGGGUCAUCACCAUCCGGUGCUAGAUCUAAUGCCGGCGAGCCAUACCACCACCUCCGAACCAGCCAUCCAGGCACCCCGAGAACGUGAUGACCUCAUAGAAAAUAAUUUCGUGCAGAUAUUCUUCUGCAUCCUCUACACAACCGUCUUCAUUUUGGGGGUCUUUGGCAAUGUCCUGGUCUGCUAUGUGGUGCUGCGAAAUCGAGCCAUGCAAACGGUCACGAAUAUCUUCAUCACGAAUUUGGCUUUGUCCGAUAUUUUGUUGUGCAUCCUGGCUGUGCCUUUUACACCGCUCUACACCUUCAUGGGCAGGUGGGCCUUUGGCCGAACGCUAUGCCACCUGGUCUCCUUCGCCCAGGGUUGCAGCAUCUAUAUCUCCACACUCACCCUGACCUCCAUUGCCAUUGACCGGUAUUUUGUCAUCAUCUAUCCGUUUCAUCCGCGCAUGAAAAUGUCCACCUGCAUAGCCAUUGUGAUAAGUAUCUGGGUCAUAUCGCUGCUGGCCACCCUACCCUAUGGCAUGUACGUGAAGGUGGUCAAUGACUAUGGCAAUAUGACGGAGGAGGGAAUGGGCCUAAAUGCCACCCAAUUUAAUUUCAAUGCCUCCUCUUCUUCGGCGGCGGCGGCGGCAUCUGUGCCCCUAAAUGCCUCCUAUGCCCCACAGCGGAACUAUGAUGCCUACAUGCAAAUUGUCUCCUCCAGCUCAACAAUAUCCGAGGCAGAGGUGGCCAGCAGUUCCAUCAGCUACUGCGAGGAAGACUGGCCCACGGAGCGAUAUCGCAAGGUCUUCGGCUCGGUCACCACAAUUCUGCAAUUCGUAUUGCCUUUCAUCAUCAUUUCCAUCUGCUAUAUCUGGAUAUCCUUUAAGCUGAAUGCCCGGGCCAAGGCCAAGCCCGGCUCCAAGUCAUCGCGCAAAGAGGAGGCCGAUCGGGAUCGCAAGAAACGCACCAAUCGCAUGCUUAUAGCCAUGGUGGGGGUGUUUGGCCUCUCCUGGCUGCCGCUAAAUGUGGUCAACAUUUUUGACGACUUCUAUGAGAAAUCGAAUGAAUGGCGUUUCUAUACCCUGUUCUUCUUUGUGGCCCAUUCCAUUGCCAUGUCCUCCACGUGUUACAACCCCUUCCUCUAUGCCUGGCUAAAUGAGAAUUUCCGCAAGGAAUUCAAACAUGUACUGCCCUGUUUCAAUCCCUCCAACAACAACAUCAUCAACAUCACCCGAGGCUACAAUCGUUCCGAUCGCAACACCUGCGGCCCCCGGCUGCAUCAUGGUAAUGGAGGUGCCGCCACCCGAGGUAGUAGUCUGGAAAACGAUGAACACGACGAUGGUAAUGCCAUAACCCAGGACACCACCCUAACCACCAAGGAUAAGUUGUUAAUCAUACCGCGAGAACCCACCUAUGGCAAUGGCCACAAUGCCCUCUCCCCGUGCCUGGAUCGUGGUGUCAAUGUGGCACUGGUCCAGUGCAGCAAACAGGUGGAAAUCCUGCUGAAUGAUAAUGACAUACGGAAUCAUCGUUACGAUGACUUCGACAACGAGUCGUGUGAGGAACAAACGAUUGAGAUGCGUUUCAACGAAACACCCUUCAUCAGUUCGGACAACAAUACCCAGAUCAGUAUUAUGGAGACAAGUACCAGCUGUGAGGCUGAGCGCAGUGGCGGUGGCAGCAGUGAGCGCAUGCAGCGAAGUAACUGAGGAAGGAUUAUUGAGACGCAUUUUUAAGAAGCAGAAAAAAAUGCGUUGAAAUCAGAAGGAUGGCAGCUGCAGGAUAAAAUCACAAGAUAACACCCCACCCCCUUAACGCCAUAAAUCUCAAGAAAAUUAUUUGUAUUUUUUCACAAAGCAAAAACAAACUAAACUGUAAAAGUAGAAACUGAAAAAAAGAAGAGGAGAAUGAAGACCAGCCACAUAAUAUAAUAAGGAAAUCCAUAAGUAAAAGUAAAAUUAAAAAAAGAAAAAUUCUUUAGAUACCAAACAAGGAGAAAAAAAUAAUAAACUUUAUAAAUAAAUAGCA
Messenger RNA from Musca domestica (house fly), 2257 nucleotides. RefSeq names its product neuropeptide Y receptor type 6 (gene sNPF-R). Gene Ontology annotation, molecular function: neuropeptide Y receptor activity; neuropeptide binding. Lineage: Eukaryota; Metazoa; Arthropoda; Insecta; Diptera; Muscidae. The transcript has 2 exons. Gene Ontology annotation, biological process: G protein-coupled receptor signaling pathway. The coding region runs from base 115 to 1938 and encodes 607 amino acids. The record is from RefSeq and is a predicted model, not a curated record. Gene Ontology annotation, cellular component: neuron projection; plasma membrane.